AUGGGAAACAGAGCAUCUUCUUACGACACUGAUCCUACUUUACCACGGCCAAGACGUUUUCUAACUAGCAGGCCUAUCAGAAGAAGAAACUGGGAGGAUGAGCUGCUAUCGGAGCUGGCCAGACUUGAACUAGCUGAAGGUGAGAGAGUCGAUUCUGCACGACCAGUCUUCACCCCACGGACACAGAACACAGUGUUAGGACGCAGAGUAUAUAGAACAAGAGGCUCUAUAUUACCGUUUUAUGCUGAACCACCCCGCCACACAGUGUCUACUGAGGGGAGUGGACCCGAGCAACAACUGGCACGACCUCUGUCCCCUCGUCAACCCACACCCAGUGAUCCACGGGCGACACAUGUAAGCAGACCAGAACCAGUGACGUGGCCAGACACCCAGAGAGCUGGACAGGAGAGGUGUUACGACCCAAACGACACGAGAUUUACAUUCGUUGAUGGAGAAGAUGACAUGGACUUCGAGUACAAUGAGUACAAGUCUCUCAGAGCAAAGAUGUCCUGUGGUCAUACCGUCACUCCAUCGUCUCUUAUUAAUUGGUGUCGCAGGCAGCUGGAAGAGGGUAAGACAGAGUUUGUUUGUGGUCAGACUGACUGUAAUGCUGUGUGGUCGUGUAAUGAAGUUUUUGAAAUGACUCUUCUGACUCCUGAAGAAAUUGAGUACGUUGAGAAAAAACUUUUUGAAAAAGCCGCCAAAGCUUACUUGGAUGUUAAAAAGUGUCCUGGCUGCAACAGUUUAGCACUGAGGGAGGAUGUGAAUGACGUGAGAGUGUGCUGCACAGUGUGCACACGUAACAAAGGAAAGCUCUUUGAGUUUUGCUGGCUGUGUUCAAAGGAAUGGAAAUGUCCAUCUCCGUACCCAGACCGCUGUGCAGAACCUGACUGUGUUGGUAAGCCAGAGACAAUACUAAAAACGUGUCCUGUGAUCGUCUUCAAGGAUAUAAAGAAUGUGACCGGCUGUCCCUCUAUCCGUGCCUGUCCCACCUGUGGGUUUUUGAUUGAGCAUAACAAGAAAUGCUGCAAAAAUAUCAUCUGUUCCCGGUGUAAAGUUGAGUUUUGUUUUGUGUGUCUGAAGCGCACUCCUAAGUGCCUAAAGACGAGUUCAUACCUCAGGCCCUGCAGUGCUGGUGUGGCUCCCAGACAGACCUCUAUUCCUGUGUGGUAUAGAAACUUACCGUGA
Cheilinus undulatus (humphead wrasse) is the source of this 1188-nucleotide messenger RNA. RefSeq lists its product as uncharacterized. Lineage: Eukaryota; Metazoa; Chordata; Actinopteri; Labriformes; Labridae. Bases 1 to 1188 code for a protein of 395 amino acids. The record is from RefSeq and is a predicted model, not a curated record. The transcript has 4 exons.